AUGACAAAAGUUGCUGUCGAUGCAAAUAAUUAUGAACUGACUGAAUAUGAUUCACAACGUGUGAUAUCACCGACUGGAUCUAAUAAAGUUGAUCAGAAAUCAGCUGCUUAUGAAAAUCCUGUAUUUUCGGAUCAACGACCAUCAAUAACAAAUCUUGGAAAUGGAACAAUUGUAACAACAAAAUUAGAAAUAAAAAAUGAUGAAGAAGAACAAGAUGACGAUGAUGAUGAAGAUAAGAAUAAUGCAGGAUUUGAAAAACUAACAGGAGAUGGACAUAAACUCGGUUUAUUUGUAUUGAGUAUGCAUCAAUUUUUGGUUCGAACAAUUAUGAAAGAAUCAAAAGUGGCAUUUAAUGCAAUAAAAAUAUUGCUUGUAGUUGGUUUUAUAAUUUUUUUUGGUUUUGCUAUGAGUGAAAACUUUGGAACACCUGCUUUCCCUAUACGUGGAAAUGUUUUUUAUGGAAAUCAAGGUUUUGCUCUAUUCAUUCUUGUUGUUAUUGGUGUUUUUUUUAUUGCAUGGGAAAAUUUUCUUCGACGUUUAUUAGGACGUCUAUUUAAAUUUAUUUCAAGAGGAACUGGGAAUAAUCCAGUAUGGAUCCGAAUUCACAAACUAUGGAAAAGAUUCACAUGGGUUGCACAUGUUUUAGUUUUUCUUGCUGUUGCUAUUUAUAUUGGUUUAACAGUAACUCAAGUAAGAAAUUUAGUUUCACUUAUUGGCAUUUUUGUAUUAAUUAUACUUGGAACACUCGGUUCAAAAUUUCCUCAUCGAGUAGGAAAAAUUGCAUGGAUUAUGCAGAAGUGUUUGAAUACAACAGCAGCUGAAUCAAUGAAUGCAGCUGCAAAUAUAUUUGUUGGUAUGAGCGAAGCACCAUUGUUGAUUAUGCCAUUAAUACCGAACAUGACAACAUCUGAACUUCAUGCUGUAUUAGUUGGUGGUUUUGCAACAAUGGCAGGAUCUGUUCUUGCUACAUUCAUACUUUUUGGUGUUCCGGCAAACCAUUUAAUUGCUGCUAGUGUUAUGGCUGCGCCUGGCGCACUUGGAUUUGCGAAACUUUUGUUACCAGAAACACAUAAAACAAAAACAUCAUGGGAAACUGUACAAAAUGUACCGCUAAGUGGGCAACACAAUGCAAUUGAUGCUUUAAUGACUGGGGCUGGAAAUGCAUUAAAAAUUUGUGGUUAUCUUAUUGCAAAUUUAAUAGCAUUUAUGAGUGUUCUCAAUUUUCUUGAUGUAUCAAUAUCAUGGUUGUUUAAUCUUGUACGUCAUCCUGAAGUUAAUUUUCAAUAUUUACUUGGUUUAAUCUUUUAUCCAUUUGCACUUAUAACCGGUAUAUCAUUUCGUGAUUGUCUUCUUGCAUCGAAAUUAAUCGGCAUUAAAGUUAGCAUAAAUGAAUUUAUUGCUUAUCAAGAACUUGGUAAAAUUCGUGGUUUACGUGAUGCCCUUAUGGCGAAUAAUACAUUUCCAUUGUAUUUAAAUGGUACAUUAAAAUUACCAAGUGAUGUUUCAAUGUUAUGGGAUGAAAAUUCAGUAGUUAUUUUGACUUAUGCUCUAUGUGGAUUUGCUAAUUUUGGCUCAAUGGGAAUUGCAUUAGCAGCACUUAGUGUAUUUGCACCUACACGAAAACGUGCUUUGAUGGAAAUUGCACCACGUGCAUUGAUUGGUGGUAAUAUGGUUUCAUUGAUGACUGCAUCGAUUGCUGGUAUAGAUAUGAAGAUUUAA
Molecule: messenger RNA, 1719 nt
Organism: Rotaria sp. Silwood2
Lineage: Eukaryota; Metazoa; Rotifera; Eurotatoria; Philodinida; Philodinidae
Source: the annotation of a GenBank genome assembly